Exophiala aquamarina CBS 119918 is the source of this 1749-nucleotide messenger RNA. RefSeq lists its product as uncharacterized. Lineage: Eukaryota; Fungi; Ascomycota; Eurotiomycetes; Chaetothyriales; Herpotrichiellaceae. The transcript is spliced from 3 exons. The record is from RefSeq and is a predicted model, not a curated record. Gene Ontology annotation, molecular function: transmembrane transporter activity. Bases 1 to 1749 code for a protein of 582 amino acids. Gene Ontology annotation, biological process: transmembrane transport.
AUGCCUCUUCCUUUCAGCAAAAUCUUCUUUCGUAGCCCUAGACCUCGACAAGCUCAGGACAAUUUUCCGACCAAACAACUAUUUGUUCUGGCAUUAUGUCGCAUAUGCGAACCAAUCGCCUUUAUGUCCAUCUUCCCUUAUGCCUAUCGCAUGAUCGAAUCCUUCAAUCUCACCCAGGACGAAUCCCAAAUCUCAAUCUAUGCUGGAAUGCUCAUCACCGCCUUUGCCUUUGCUGAAUUCUCCACCGGGAUGAUCUGGGGGAGAAUCAGCGAUCGCGUAGGGAGAAAACCAGUUCUUGUCAUGGGCCUCAUCGGCACCGCUCUCAGCAUGAUCUGUUUUGGUUUUGCAAAGAGCCUGACCGGUGCCAUUGUCGCUAGAGCCCUUGGUGGUCUUCUCAAUGGCAAUGUGGGAGUCUUACAAACAACCGUGGCCGAGUUGGUCACCAAAAAGGAGCAUCAGCCUCGUGCCUACUCCAUUAUGCCCUUUGUCUGGGGCUUAGGCUCCAUCAUUGGUCCCGCCAUGGGAGGAGCCCUGGCCAUGCCGUCCGAAAAUUAUCCCGCUCUGUUCCCUCGAGGGAGCCUCUUCGACGUCUAUCCAUUCUUGCUCCCAAAUCUCGUCUGUGUCAUUAUCCUGCUCUUCGGCAUCUCGAAUGGCGUCCUUUUCCUGGAAGAAACCCAUCUGGAGAUGAAAGACCGCCGAGAUUGGGGCUUGGAGCUGGGCCGAAAACUGGUCAAGAAAGUGACGGGCAGGGACACUGGCAACCACGACAAGUACAAUCUUGCGUUUGGGGAUGAGACGGAAAGCCUCACCGAGGACGACCCGCCUCCAGGAUACCGCAGCACCGAGGGUUCUCCUCGACUCCGUUCUACUACAUCAGUACAGCUGAACGCCGACAUCGAAAGACUGGCAGAGAAGGAGAACAGAGGAAUGACCAAGACCUUCAACAGACACAUCAUCUUGAUCAUUGUGGCCUAUGCCAUCCUCGCCUACCACAGUGUUUCCUUCGAUGCCUUGAUGCCAAUAUUCCUCAGUGAAGAUCGGGUCUCUACAGCACAAGCCGUGCUCCCUUUCAAGUUUUCCGGAGGAUUCGCCAAGUCAACUCAGGCAAUUGGCUUCAUGAUGGCUGUUCAGGCUGCCUAUUCCAUGUUCGCCCAGCUGUGGCUUUUCCCCUUGAUCGUACGCCGGAUUGGCACUCUCCGUGCUUUCCGAGCCGUCAUGUCUGUUUGGCCUGUGCUCUACUUUGUGGUGCCUUAUCUGGUCUUGCUCCCAGAGAAGUUCCAAACCGCCGGCAUCUACUCUUGCCUGGUCAUCAAGAUCACCUUCCAAGUGAUUGCCUUUCCUUCAAACGCAAUUCUCCUUGCUAAUGCUGCGCAUUCCAAAUCGGUCCUUGGCACCAUUAAUGGAGUAGCCGCAUCCACCGCUUGUUUAGCCCGUGCCUUGGGGCCCGUUGUCACUGGAUCAAUACACUCAGCUGGACUGAAACUCGGAUAUAAUGGCCUUGCCUGGUGGGCAGGGGGCAUCGUCUGUGCUAUUGGAGCUCUGGAAAGCUACUGGAUGGAAGAGACCGAAGCACGCCUGGAUCGAAGUUCGGAAGAAGAGGAGCAAAACACUUGCGAACCGUUGCUGCAUGCGGCCGCCGUUGAGUCGGUAGACGACUGCACCACGAGACCUGACAACCUCAGCCUGAUGGAUGAACUGGACCUUACGAAACCUGUAAAGCAUGAAAUGGAUUUUGGAGCAAAAGAAUGA